AUGGACGAUGACUCCCAGAGUAGUUCUGUCUUCCCCUUGGCCCUGGUGGUCCUCAACCUUGCCCCCAAGGUCCAGCAGGAGACGGUGGACUGGCUGAUGGGCCGGAUCGAAGCCGUGAGGUCCUCGGACGGGGCGGAGCUGAAGGUGAAGGUGGUGGAGCGCUCGGAGGUCAAGGGGACCGUGCUGCUGGUGGGGGCCACGCUGGAGAGGCUGCUGCGGGGGGCAGAGGAGGCGGCCCUGGUCAAGGUCUACCAGGACGGCAACUUCCGGCCCUUCAGCUUCGCCGACCGCGCCAGCUUCCGCGAGACGGAGACCGAGCUCCUGACCACGGCCGAGAUGCUGUACAUCAUCAAGUUCCAGCUGGACAACCUCAAGGCUAAAGACGAGGAGCACAUCCCCGGAGAGCCCACGUCCAAGCUUCAGCCUGGCAAACCCAUCUUUGAGGUUCUGUGGAAGAGCAAACUGCUGACCAAACUCUACCCAAUGCACAACCGGGAGGAACUGGAGAAGCUUAAAGCCUUGUGGAGGAAUCGUAGCUACCUCAUUGACCAGCCUGUGCAGGCCUUGAGAAGCUACUUUGGUGAGUCGGUGGCUCUGUACUUUAACUUCCUGGGUUACUUCACCUGGGGCCUGGCCUUUCGCACCCUCCUAGAGCUCUUCUUCUACAUCACCAAGCUGAAGGACCACGGCGGGUGCAUCGUGUGCGCCCUCUACAACAUGCUGUGGUCCACGGUCUUCCUCGAGGGCUGGAAGCGCCGCAGCUCGGAGCUGGCCUUCAAAUGGGGGACCCUGCGUCAGAUGGAGAGCUUCGACACGGUGCGGGCCGGCUACAUGGACAAGCUGGGCGCCGACCUGAUCCGGGAGCCGGUCAUGCUGGACCGCCAACGGAGCAUCAAGAUGGCGUUCCGAUCGGUCCCGUUCCUGGUGGGAAGCCUCCUCAUCAGCGUGGGCCUCAUCGUGAUGUUCAUCAAGGCGAACAAGAUGGCCCGGGAAACGGAUACCAAGGAAGAGUCGGUGCGGAGUUUGUUGAUGACCUACAUGCCCAUCUUGGUCUACAGUGUCACAGUGGAGGUCCUCAACAGGGUGUAUCUCGCCAUGGCCAAGGUGGUGACGGAGAUGGAGAACCAUCGCCUGGUGUCCACCCACGAGAACCACCUGAUCGCCAAAGUCCUCAUCUUCUACCUCAUCAACAACUUUGGCAUGCAUUACUACGUGGCCUUUUAUCUGAAGGACCUCAAGCUGCUGGCCGAUAUCCUCUCAGCCCAGCUGCUCGUCCACCAGGUGGUGGGACAGUUCUUUGACACCGUGCUCCCGUUCUCCAUGACCAGCAUCAGGCUCCGGCGCUUAAAAAAGGCCCAGCCUGACGCCAAUGCUGGCCUGAACCUGAUCGAGGCCGAGGGCAACCUGAGGGACACCAAGGGCAGCCUGCUGGAGGACUACCUGGAGCUCUUCAUCAAGUUUGGUUUCGUCUCCCUCUUCUCCAGCGUCUACCCGCUGGCCGGCUCCUUCAGCUUCCUCAACAACCUCCUGGGCAUCAAGUUGGAAAGCAUGAAGUUCAGCCAGGUGUUGCAGCGGCAGUUCCCGGUCCCCUCGUCGAACAUCAGCGCCUGGCGCUUGGCCUUCGAGUACCUCACCACCCUGGCCAUCAUCACCAACUGCGGCCUGAUCAGCAUGUCGCCCGAGUUCAGGAACCUCUUCUCAGAACUCCCCGACCUCCACUAUUUCCUCCUGGCUGUGGCCUUAGAGCACGGGUUCUUCGGCAUGCAGCGGGUGUUGCGCUUGGCCGUCCCGGAGAUACCUGCCGACAUGGAGGUCAAGCUGAACAAGAUAGAGCUAGAGUGCAGAAGAGCUAUGUUCUAUAAUGAAUCGUGUCGGUGA
Messenger RNA from Amblyraja radiata (thorny skate), 1878 nucleotides. Its product is annotated as anoctamin-10-like. The transcript has a single exon. Gene Ontology annotation, biological process: chloride transmembrane transport. Gene Ontology annotation, molecular function: chloride channel activity. Gene Ontology annotation, cellular component: plasma membrane. Lineage: Eukaryota; Metazoa; Chordata; Chondrichthyes; Rajiformes; Rajidae. The record is from RefSeq and is a predicted model, not a curated record. Bases 1 to 1878 code for a protein of 625 amino acids.